CAUGAAACCCAGUCUAAAUUGUUCGGCUUUGCUGGGUAUUCUUCUCCUCUCUGAGGUUAUAAAACAGUCGAUCUUUCCCAAGGUUCCUGAGCAGUUUGGGGAAUGGCCAAUUCCGGAAAGAAGGUGUUGCUUACCUCCAAUGGCGACGAUAUCUGCAACAAUAUUGCCCACCACUUAGCUCAGCGCGGCUGCCAAUUGGUUUUAGUGGGUGAUGAAAGAAAGUUGAAGAGAGUAGCUGAGAUGAUAAGGCAAUCUCUAGAUGGGAGUGUUGUGGUGGAAGUGGUCGGUUUGAACAUGGAAGACGAGCGAGAGACUGCGUUUGAUGAAGCAGUUGACAAAGCUUGGAAAGUUUUAGGCUACUUGGAUGCUUUAGUCCAUUGCUAUUCUUAUGAAGGGAAGAUUCAAGAUCCUCUUGAGUUAGGGGAAGACGAGUUCAAAAAGAUUGUGAAGGUUAAUUUCAUGGCUGCUUGGUAUUUGUUGAAAGCUGUGGGGAAACGGUUGCGCGACAGGAAAUCAGGAGGGUCUAUUGUGUUUUUGUCUUCGAUCCUUGGUGCCGAGAGAGGAUUAUAUCCGGGAGCUGCUGCAUAUGGUUCUUGUUUGGCUGGAGUUCAGCAGCUUGUUAGGACAGCAGCAUUGGAGAUAGGAAAGCACCAGAUAAGGGUGAAUGGGAUUGCGCGGGGCUUGCAUUUGAACGAUGAGUUCCCAACAUGGGUAGGAAAAGAGAGAGCAGAGAAGUUGGUGAAGGAUGCGGUCCCACUGAACCGAUGGCUCGACGUGGAAAAAGACUUGGCUUCAACUGUCAUCUACCUCAUCAGCGAUGGGUCCCGUUACAUGACUGGGACCACCAUAUUCGUCGACGGGGCGCAGUCCUUGGCCAAGCCUCGCAUGAAAUCAUACAUGUGAAAUCUACCUGAUAGGAUCUCAUCUCUUUGUCUGAUCUUCUGGUUUUUCUUCAAGCAUUGUUUUUUAAAACUCUUUUCAACAUGAUUGAUUCAUGUUAUUAUUGUUAUUUGUUGUUGUUGUUUGGCAGAUGAGGUAUAGUAGUUGCCAAUUGUUUGACUUGUGGCUAUAAUUAUGAAACAAUGAAAGAAAUAACAUUAU
This is a messenger RNA of Cuscuta campestris, 1101 nucleotides long. The record is from the annotation of a GenBank genome assembly. Lineage: Eukaryota; Viridiplantae; Streptophyta; Magnoliopsida; Solanales; Convolvulaceae.